Molecule: messenger RNA, 168 nt
Organism: Racocetra persica
Lineage: Eukaryota; Fungi; Glomeromycota; Glomeromycetes; Diversisporales; Gigasporaceae
Source: the annotation of a GenBank genome assembly
GCACUUUCUUGUAAUUUUUUACGUUUUUGUGGACAAAUUUCAUUUAGUAUAUAUUUAUUACAUCUAAUUGCAAUAACAUGGGUGAACGAAUAUGUGUCCUCUAUUGGGCCUAAAGCAGCAAAGAAAGAAUCAAGCAAAUUUGAGAAAGCUAAUGUGAUGUUGGAUGCG